Messenger RNA from Rhineura floridana, 3921 nucleotides. RefSeq names its product BCL2 like 1 (gene BCL2L1). Lineage: Eukaryota; Metazoa; Chordata; Lepidosauria; Squamata; Rhineuridae. Gene Ontology annotation, cellular component: mitochondrial outer membrane. Gene Ontology annotation, molecular function: protein homodimerization activity; protein heterodimerization activity. The transcript has 3 exons. Gene Ontology annotation, biological process: intrinsic apoptotic signaling pathway in response to DNA damage; negative regulation of intrinsic apoptotic signaling pathway; extrinsic apoptotic signaling pathway in absence of ligand. The coding region runs from base 379 to 1062 and encodes 227 amino acids. The record is from RefSeq and is a predicted model, not a curated record.
GCAGGCUCGAGUAGUAGCGGUUGCUGGCGCAUGCGCCUUUCCCCUCCACCCGGCCGGUCAAGAAGCGAGGCGGAACCAGCGGAGAAACCGCCGCCCAGAGAGCGGCCAGGAAGCUCUGCUGUAGCCGGCGAAGCAACCGAGCCUUUUCGGUGCCAUUCGCUCGGCGGUUCCUUAUCAGCCGCUUCCUCCCAGCGAAAGCCGGUGACAGAGGCCGGUAACGAGAAACGGAGCCGGAGGCGGGGCUUCUUGGCGUUUUCUGAGCUUUCCUGCUGGGCAUUGCCAGAAAGAUGGAGAGGAGCAGCGUCCUGGCCCGGUAAACGCGCAGGUCGAUUGGCAUUCUGGACCAUGGACUCACUUGAGACACCCUGAGGUGUGAAAAUGUCGCACGGCAACAGGGCGCUCGUGGUAGACUUUAUCUCCUACAAGCUGUCGGAGAGGGGCCACAGCUGGGGUGAGUUUGAGGAGGAGAGCGAAACCAGGACUGAGCUGGCAGAUGAGACGGGCAGCGUUCCCAACGGGAGUCCGUCUUGGCACCCUAACCCCAGCCCAGCCAUAAAUGGGGCCACAGGGCACCCCAGCAUCCUCAGCGAUCUUGAAGACAGCCCCAGGUUGGAUGUGAGGCAGACGCUACGAGAGGCAGGCGAUGAGUUUGAACUGAGGUACCGGAGAGCCUUCAGCGACCUCACGUCCCAGCUCCACAUCACUCCUGGCACAGCAUACCAGAGCUUUGAGCAAGUGGUGAAUGAACUCUUCCGGGACGGGGUGAACUGGGGCCGGAUUGUGGCCUUUUUCUCCUUCGGAGGGGCCCUGUGUGUAGAGAGCGUCGACAAGGAGAUGCGCGUGCUGGUGGGACGGAUUGUCAGCUGGAUGGCUACUUACCUGACUGACCACCUGGACCCAUGGAUCCAAGAAAAUGGCGGCUGGGAGCGGUUUGUGGAUCUCUACGGGAACGACGCAGCGGCCAAGAGCAGGAAAGGCCAGGAGCGCUUCAACAAGUGGCUGUGGGGGGGAGCCACCGUGGCCGGGGUCCUCCUCCUCGGCUCCCUCCUGAGCCGCAAAUAGCCAGAGACUGACUCUCUCCGCCGCCCUUUCCAAGGGCCCUGCUGCAUCCUAUUCCUCAGCCUUGUGAUCAUUCCAGGGGGGGACGGGGGCCUCUGCAUAGCAAACCCCUCAGUCUGACCCCGGGUCUCACCCCCCCACACACAUACACAACAACUCACAGACCUCUUUCUGGUGCCUCCGACCCCACAGACACCUCCGACCCUAGGCCACUGUUGCAUGCACAGGGGCCUGGGACCCAUCCCACCUUUGGGUGCUAUGCCUCCAAUCCUGGUAUUUAGUUUGCUGGUUGUUUUUUUUUCUAUAAAGCACCCCCCCCCCCUCGACAGGCCUGGUUCGUGUUUGGUUUAUUGCCGGGGGGGGGGCAGGGGAGGGAGCUGGCUUUUUUUGUAAGGGAGCCCCAACCCCUCUGAUGUCUUCUGAGCUCAGCAAAUCUGAUGAUGGGCAGACGGGCAUGACAGAUGUCCUGCACAGAGGAGCAAGCCAAUCGGGCUUCCCUGCCAUGACCAGAGAGGGCCCUUGCAGCCAGCAAAGGGGAAAGGGGCUCCUUCUGAACGAGCCUGCCCCUCACUCUGUGGGGCAGUGCUUGGCUGGAUAGCAGGCAGGCAUUCCGGAGCCUGCCAUGGGGAGAUUCGAGUGCAGGGCCCACUGGCAACCUCUCCUUUUCCCAGGCAUGCGGCCCCCUGGGUCUCUCGUCCUUUCCUUUCAAGGUCAUUUCUAAGGGUGUUUCCCCAGUGCCCCACAGCACAGGAUCUAGUCCAGGGCUUCCUUCAGAGCCACCACACCUGGUGCAGACUGAGGUGUGGGGUGGUUGGGGGGAGGGAUUCCUCCUUUUCUUCCUUUUGGCAGUGAAGGUUGCCGUCUGGAGUGCUCCCAUGAGGCUCCCGUUCCCUCUGCUGAAGGCCAACAGGCCUCCCCAGUCUCUCUGGGUCUUGCCAUCCCACCAAGCCGCCCCCUGGCCCUUUCUUCCUCUUUCCACCACUCAUGUCGGCCCCCUUUGCUCUGCCGCUCCCAAGACCCCGAAGGCCUUCCAGUCCCAAGGGCCCUGUUUCUUUAUGCGCAGGUCCAUUUGCCUCCAGCGCAUGAGAAUACCCCACAGAUCCACUGGGUUUGCAUUUAAAAACAGCCAUUGCCUGUAGGGCGCUGUGCCUGCAUUUGGGCAAAAUGACCAAGAAUCGGAGGUGCUGGGAGUGGCGUGCAGCAUCCCUUCCACCCCACCCCAAUAGCAGGUGCAGGGGGUGGCUGAUAGCCCCAAGGUGGCUGGGUUGGUGCACCGGCCAUUGGGCUGAUGUAGGUCUCCCUCUCCCUGCCCCUCAUUAUUCCACCUCUCCUGAAAACAGACACCACCUUGUCCCCUCCUCUGCAACAGGAAGGAACCCCAGGCUUCUCUGCCUGAGUAUCUGAGCUCUAGAGGACGUGGCCUGGACAGCCAGUUGUUUCCAACCCUCUGCUUGGUUGCGAGAAAAGAGCAGGCGCAAAAUGGCGAGGAGAGAGCCCUGGGCUGCCGAGAAGGAGACGAGAGUCCGCUAUCCAGAGCAGAGCAGCCUCUGGAAGGUGUUUACGAUCAGCAGCUAAUUGCUCGGCUGGCACUCUGGGGACUCUCCCUGGCGGCUGCCCAAAGAACUUCCAGUAAGGGCAAAAAUCAACAGCAUGGGCCGGUGGACCAGGCUGUGCAGAGGAUUUGAUGGGAAGAGGUGGUGCGUCUGCGCAAAUGUGCUUUCCCAAGACGCAACAGAAGGAGGCGGGUGGCAGGAACGGCUCCCUUCCCCCCCCCCAUUUUCAGCGUGUGGGACGCCUGCACGUUCUCCCUUUCCUCCAGGUGGGAGAAGGGCAGGGUGCAUGGGGGGGCAGUGCCUCCUUUUGCGUGGAGGAGGGGAUUUCCAGGUGCAGAGCAGCCCUGGGCACACGGCUGGGCCUUGUCUGAUUGAUGGUGCUACCUCAGUGCUUUACGAUCCUUGCCAGCCCCUCUCUUGGCUGUUGCCAUGGAAGCCUGGCCUGCAGGGUUAAAGGACCGGGGGGGGGGGCAUUCAGAGUCAACCGUGCUCAGAAGCGACUCCUGCGGGACACUCAGACAUGGUUGUGGGUUGGGGGGAGGGAGAGGAAGAGCCUUUUCCUUCCAGGGAAGGGUGGGCCUGUUUGCGUCUCCCUUGGUCUCUGCAGCAGCCAAGGGAAUGGGGACUACCUGGGGAGGGGGGUGGGCCAGGCCGGUUUAGAAUGAGUGCACGGUGGAGGGGGGCACGUGCAGGGAUAGAGGGCCAGGUUGUGCACCCCUUUUCCUCCCCUCUCGGCAGCAUCGUAGCCCCUUUCCCUGCUCCCAUCCCCGCUUCUGACCCCAGGAGCCCCAUCCCGGAGAGCCCAGGGCCUUCCUCCACAAGUGGAACCGUUUGAAACCCCCGGGGCUGCUGGCUUUUGUCAAAAUGCCCACCUGUCCCAUCGAGAGCCCGUUCAGCUUGCCUGCCCCUUGUCCCCACCCCUGUACAGGCUCAGCUGUAUAUAUCGGAGAGUAGUUUUUAUUCAGUUGUGAAUACAAUAAUACUAUUUUUGUUAACUGUAUGUCUGUAUUUAUGUGUGUGGACUGUGCUCUCCCCCCCCCCAUCCCAGUUAACCUCAUUUUCCAUCAACCGGUCCGAGCCAAUGAGAUUGGAACACGGCGGGCAUCAAGCCAGGGGUGCCAGCAGCCCCCCCCCCGUGAUGGGAGCCCCCGCCCUGCCCUCCCUGGCCCUCUUGAUUUGAAGUGUGGCUGUUGAACCUGUAACGCGCCCGCCCACCUGUUUGUGUUCAGGCAACCCUUAUUAGGAAAAGAAGUUUGAUUUGAAGGUGAAAAGUUCAGUUCUUCAAAUAAAAACUGUGGUGUUUGAAUUA